Penaeus chinensis is the source of this 8051-nucleotide messenger RNA. RefSeq lists its product as uncharacterized. Lineage: Eukaryota; Metazoa; Arthropoda; Malacostraca; Decapoda; Penaeidae. Gene Ontology annotation, molecular function: metalloendopeptidase activity. The record is from RefSeq and is a predicted model, not a curated record. Gene Ontology annotation, cellular component: plasma membrane. Gene Ontology annotation, biological process: Notch signaling pathway; membrane protein ectodomain proteolysis.
AUGGAAGGAAAGCUUCAGACGCGGGAAGAGGAGUCAGCAUAUGGCGGGAGACGCAGCUCGGCGGAGGCAAGGAAAGAAGAUCUAAGCCUCUUUGAAUUGUUCAAACUCCGGCUGCGUCGCGAUACGUCCAUUUUCGCUGAGGAUGUUGUGUUCGAAACCUCAAACGGCGUUGUCGACUUCGACGUCGGUAAAAUAUACUCGGGGAGACUGGAAGACGACGACCUAGCGGAAGUUCAAGGCGUGGUUACGAAGGAGGGCCUCUUCGACGGCCACGUGGCCACGCCCAACGAGCUCUACUACCUAGAGCCGGCCAGCAGGUACCUGGACCAACCGGAAUUUCAUUCGGUGAUGUACAAGGCGUCGGACGUGGCCCACCCGACGCUCUCACGGUGUGCCUCGCAGCAGCUGCACUCCCGGGGCCGCGUCCACACCCCCUGGGGGGCUCCGACCCACCACGACCCCCUGGGUGCCCCCGCUGGUCCAGAGAGGCUGCCCGCACAAGGCACUCUCGGGACCCCAAGGCCUUCGCCUCAUUCUUCCAUUUCGUCCAGUGCGGCGCCGGCCCGGGGGGGAGGCGCCGCUCCGUCGCCCAAGCCGCACGGUUUGAAUCCCAAACAUAAGGCUGUGACAAGUAGUAAAAGUUUAUACGAUUCCACUAGUGAUCCCCACACCCACCGCGGCUACUCCAGUGCACCUGCUACCUCCUCCCCCUCUUCCUCCGCCCCUUCCCCUGCCUCAACCUCCCCCCUGAGCCGCGCCCCCGCCCCCGCAGCGCCUCAAGGCCAAGCUAGCCGUCAUAGAGAUUCACCCACAAAGAAAUUUACUUUUGAUAACAAGCAAUCGUCUUUUGUAAGUCAGUUCAAACUCUCCCGGGAGGCCGCGAGCAGCCCGGGCCCCGACGGUGCUCACACAACCACCCUUCUUCCCCUCGAAGCUUCCCCCUCCCCCUCUUCCCCCUCCCCCUCCUCCUUCUCAGCGUCGUCCCAAAACACUUCGUCCACCUCGGAGUUCGACGACCACCGCGCCCACGACGACCGCCGCCAGCUGGACUUCGAGCUGGUGUACGAGCCCACAGGCGGGAGGGACGACCACGCGCUCCCGAGGUCGUGGAACGACACUCGACGGAGGGCGGAAGGCGCUUCGCAAGAGCUUCCAGACUUCGGUCACCCUUGGCCCAGAAGAAGUGCGAGGAAGAAACGCUCCGGCGUCGACCCGAAGAAGACCACCUGCAUGCUGUACCUGCAGGCGGACCACCUCUUCUACGAGAAAAUCGGGUCAGAGGAGGCGUGUAUCGAGGCCAUCACGCGCCACGUCCAGCGGGUCAACAACAUCUACAAGGUUACAGACUUCGACCUGGACAACAAGGCGGACGAGAUCGGCUUCAUGAUCAAGAUCAAGAUCCACACGCCGGAGGCUCUGAAGGACCCGACCUACCGCUUCCCGGGCAACUACGGCGUCGAGAAGUUCCUGGAGCUCUUCUCUGAGGAGGACUACGACGCCUUCUGCCUCGCCUACAUGUUUACGUACAGGGAUUUCGAAGGAGGAACCCUGGGCUUAGCGUGGACGGGCGACCUGAAGAACGCCGGAGGAGUGUGCGAGAAGAACGGCCACUACCGAGGGAGUCUCAAGAGCCUCAACACGGGCAUCGUGACGCUCCUGAACUACGGCAAGCACGUGCCUCCGGCGGUGAGCCACGUGACUCUAGCGCACGAGAUCGGCCACAACUUCGGCAGUCCGCACGACCCCGAGUCCAACAAGCGCUGCACCCCUGGCGGCGAGGACGGGAACUACAUAAUGUUCGCCAGAGCAACUUCAGGAGACAAAAGAAACAAUAACAAGUUCUCGCCGUGCUCGCUGCAGCAGAUCAACAGCGUCCUCAACUCGAAGGCGCGGGACGUGAAGGGCUGCUUCACAGCGCCCCAAGCGGCCAUCUGCGGCAACGGGGUGGUGGAGAAGGGGGAGGAGUGCGACUGCGGCUGGGAGGAGGACUGCGAGGAGGCGUGCUGCUUCCCCAUGAUCCAGUCCAGGGAAGAAGAGACGCCCUGCACCCUCAGGCCCAACAAGAUCUGCUCGCCCUCGCAGGGUCCGUGCUGCACGCAGAACUGCCACCUGAAGAAGGGCGACAAGUGCCGAGACGACAACGGAUGCCGCGACUCGUCCUACUGCAACGGCCGUGUCCCACAGUGCCCGCCCUCCACCAAUAAGCCCAAUAAGACGAUCUGCAACGAAGAGUUCGUGUGCUACAAGGGGGAAUGCACGGGAUCCAUCUGCCUGGCUUACGGGCUGGAGUCCUGCCAGUGCAAGAGGAAUCACGGAGAUCCGAUCACUAAGUCUUGCGAGCUCUGUUGCAAGCUUCCCGGGGAGAACCAACAAUGCCUGUCUUCCUUCGAGUGGAAUGUGCCUCCGUACGACAUCCCCGACAUGCACGCCAAGGCGGGCACUCCUUGCAACGACUACAAGGGCUACUGCGACGUCUUCAAGAAAUGCCGUGAGGUUGAUCCCUCAGGGCCCUUGGCAACGCUACGGAAGCUCUUGCUAAGCGACGAGUCCUUAGCGAACCUCCAGCGGUGGAUUGUCAAACACUGGUAUGCCGUCCUCAUCGUCGUGCUGGCCGUCCUGGUGCUAUUGGUGGCAACAGUCAAAGUAUUCGGAAAGACGCCGGAGAAGCUGAAGCUGAAGAAAAUGACAAUCAUGCAUAAAAACUCUGGGGCAACGCAUUACACCAUGCCCGCGAACGGAGCCACGUCCAACGGUGCCACAGCCAACGGCACAACGGCUAAUGGCACCACAGCCAAUGGCACUGCCGAUUCAUCAGCCAACCACGUGCACGUACACCCAACGGUCGUCAGGGCCAACUUGCCCUUCAAGAGAAAAGUCAACGAAGUGCGGCGAGCGGCCACGAAGGCCAAGCGGGCCGCCAAGAGCCAGCUGAGCCGCCCCGGCAAGAAGCCCAGCAGGCGCGCGGACGGUGCUGUCACCUCGCCCACGGAGUCCGAGAAGAGCGGCCCCGGAUCCAAGGAAGGCGCCGGCGCGACCAGCGAGAGCAGGGUCAAAGACAGGCUCUCCAGCAGAUUUUCCAUCAUUAGCUUCAAGACGUUCAGACCAAGAUCUUUAAGUCCAGAUAAACACAAAAGCAAAAGUCCAGACAAGAGGAAGUCCAAGAGUAGUAAUGAUAAGAAGUCGAAGUCCAAAAGUUCGAAAAACCAUCACAGGAGUCGAAGCCCCGACAAGAAGUACAGGUCGAACGGCCACGGCGCGGAGUCGCCAGACAAGAACAGAAGGUCCCGGAGUCCCAACAAACGGGCCAGUCUGGAAGACGAACGAAGACGCUCCCGAAAUCACUCAGUCAGCCCAGACAAAAUCCGAAGAUCUUCCAGCCCAGACAAAAACCAGAAAUAUAAAGCGAGAAGUCCAGAUAAACAUCGGAAGAUGAGUGAAGGAAAUUGGCUCAUCAAUAAAUUCCUGGCUGAUGAGGAGAAAACUGCUAAGCCAGUAGUUAAUGGCUCCUUAAUGGGAUCAUUAAAUGGUUCGUUAAGCUCAGUCAACGCAAUCUUAGGACCUACCAGCAGCCCGCAGAUGGGUCCUGUUAGAAAUGGAUCAAUGCGAGGACUCCUGACGAGCGACAGCAACAGAGCCAGUCCUCUCAGGGGAUUCGUAAAUGAGGCAUUCAUUAGUUCACCGCGAGGAGCCCGCACACACAGCUCACUCAGGGUAACGAAAUCAGUCAGUCCGGAAGGGCUGGACUUUGACUUAGGGCCGAGUAAGUAUCGUCGGUCUAUAAGUAUGGAAGCUUAUAACCGACCGCCAGUGAGUCCGGACAAGAGAAAGCGCUCUGUGUUGGACGAGGGUCUCAGUCCGGACAAGAGAAGAAGGUUCAGCAGCCCCGAGAAAUCCCAAAAGCCCAACAGCCCAUCUAAAGAGCGCAGGUUCACGUGCCCCGAAAGGAACCAGAACCGACGUACUUUGGACAUGGAGAGGCGACGUUCCUCCGUCUCCCCUCUAUCCUCCAAGACCAACUCCUAUUCCUCGGUCCCAGAGCGUCUCCGGGAAAAGCUUUCCCUCAUUACUGCCAGUCCCUCUGGCAGUGUCGCCUCCAUCCUGCCCGCCACGGAGCACGCGGACACCGUAAGCCUUCACUCCACUCAUUCCUCACACUCAAACCGGUGCCAACCUAAAGACUGGGUAUAAAACUCAGAGGAUACUAGCCUCAAGGGUAUAGUAUUGGUACGUUUGAUAAAGUAUAUACCCGAUACCAUUACUGCCACACUGCUACCACUUGAUAAUACUUGUGCGACGAGUGUAAAUGCAAGUGCUACUGCGAGUGAUUCGUUUGUCUGAUGUGUCGCCAGAACUAUUGCUAUAUUUUGUGCCAACAACUUUUUACAUUUACUCAUUUACAAAGUUGACAAGUUGUGACAGGAAAUUUUGUCAUUUAAUCAUAUGCAUUUCGAUAAAAAAAAAGCCAAUGCGUAAAUGAGAAGGGAGAAUACUAGUUGAUUUAUUUAAGAGCAUAUAAGGUGACGUGCUGCAAUACUCUAAUGGAUGAAUAUUUAAUGAGUAUUUAUUUAUAACACGAGGAUAUACAUCCCAUCAACGCAGAGUCUGUCUGCUGGAACUAAUCUUAACCUUAGUCAUUAACACCUUUGCUUUGUGAUAAUAUUUUUACGUAAAUUGAUUUUGUAAGUUUGUCCUGCUCAAGAAUAGGGAGAGAGACCAAGUUCCCAGAGAGGGCUCGUUUAUGCCCGGAUUAGAAAAUACUUUGGCUCUAUUGAAGGAUGGAACGACAUCCACCAUACUGUCUGACACUGAAUUACGAUAUUUUUUCUGGUUUCUUUGAGCCUUAGGUUGUAUUUCUAUACAGCUCAUUUACAUGUUCUACAAAUAGGAGAGAGACGUCAUGAAAGGAAUUCUCAUCCAGUGCUCAUUGUGAACGAUCUCAUCACAUAUUCUCACCUCCAUACUUGUAAACCUAACGUGUGGUAGCUAAAAUGUGCCACAGCUGUACAUUGUAAAUCCGUGCAACAUAUUUUAAUACUUUUUGAAAGCUAAUCUACUAGACCACUAGUGUGCUUCUGACUAAAGACUGUGUUGUAGGAACAGUGUGUUAACAUUGUAGCAUGUAAAAAUUGAUCAUGAAAUUAUCAUGAUCUUGAUGACGGUACAAUGAUCCUCAGCUUUUCUCAUAUAUUGUAAAUUCAAGCGUCCAGCGGCUUGGUAUGUACCCUGGUGGUGGUGGUGGCGGUGGUGGGGCGUAUGGGGGGGGAGGGUUCCCGCCUGCUUCUCUCAUUAAUAAAAAAAAAUCCGCAAUUACUUGCAGGGCUGUGGGGUCGGUACUCAAAACACCCGACUCAGACUCAGACUCAGAUCCCUAAAUAUAAUAAUUUUUAAAAAAUGGAUUUCAUAAAAAAAAAACUAUAGGCUACCUUUUCACCCCAUGUCCUUAAAGGUUUGAGUAAAUUGGUUAUAGCUAUACUAUUGUGGCCUUUUUUUUGUAUAUUCUUGAAAAAAAAAAAAAACAUUCAUCAUGAUUUAAAAAUUUACAUAAAGGACUAUGACAAAAUGAAAAUAUGAUUUCUCAUUCUCUCGGGUGGAAAUAAAGAGUGCGAUAUAUUUAAAAAGUGGGAUUUUUGCGAUUUAUGUUGAGGUCGGAGUCGGGACAUUAAUACCGACUCUGACUCUGACUCCAACAGUACCAAAUUCCUUCCGACUCUGACUCCACAGCCCUGGUUUCCUGCCAGGCCCUGGUGGUCUUGCCAAGGAAACCAGAAAGUACUUAAUCAUUAGUCUUAGAAAAGAACAAAAAAAAUAUUUAUAAAUAUGAAAUUACUAUUCCACACUCUUUCUCCCGUUGUAAAACCAUGAUUUAAAGUCAGUACUUAAAACCAGUUAACUUUAGACAUGAAUCUUUUUGAAAGAAAGCUUUAGAAGGGAGAUUUUGUUGAAGGGAAUUCCUAUAGGGGCAUGCAUUUACUCUUAAAAUGUGAAUUAUUAGGAACAGAUUACCACAUGUAUAUGAAUACCAAGGUUUGAUUUCCAUUGUCCAAUUGCCAAUUUGUCAUACACUGGAAAUUCCAUCCAUUUGAAGUCAGUGCAAGUAAAAAGUUGUUUUAUAGUAUUUUGAAACUAGGUUAAGACAAGGAAGCAAAGCGGAUUUGUAAGAUAAUGGAAAAUGGCUUUACCACAGUAUUCUGCUGUUAGAUGUGUAAUGACAAAUGGAGAGUGGCUGAGCACUUCUUGUGCUCUUUAACAUUAUGUUAAGAAGGUGUAUCUGUUAUAUUUAUGAUGUUAAUUCGUUUGGGUUCUUCUGUGGAGUAUAUCGUGUGUUGUAGGCUAUCUUUGAAUUAUUAAUUGUUUCCUGUGAUCUUCAUUUAAUAGAUGUCAAGUAUUUCAUAUUUUCACCAUCAUUAAUCAUUGUUAAUAACAUAUUCUAUACUUCUGGAUGAAUAAACAAGGUUUAAAAUCGUUCACUAUGGAAAAGGUUUAAUUGAUGGUAGAGAUACAGAUGGGUUUAGAAACACGACAAGUUAUCAUUCCAUAACAUAUUAUUUCCUUCAGUAAUAAAUAUCAAUAAUUAAGAUAUUUCUUUAUUCAGGUCAUACAGGUGAAAUCAUUGUUUAACAAUUUUUCUUUAGAUGCUUUGUUUCCUUUGGAAGUCUUACUAAAUGAACAUUGUGAUGAUUGACCUUUGAUAGACUACUGAUAUUAUCCUGAUUUCCACGAGUGAACAAGAAAUUAGUAUAUAAGUGAUCUGUAUCAUAGCGCCGCAUGUUUCUCAGCUUAUGACCGCAAGUGAGGUAAGAUGUGCUUCCACCUAUAUCAUUAUUAUUCAGAACAUUGCUUUAUACUCUCUCUCUCACACACUUGGUGCAAUGGCCCACAGCCAGAGGCGACAUUAGACAAAUACUUAGCAGAUGACACUUACUCUUAAGGGAUUGGCAAGGAGGUUGUUCAUCUUGCCAACUGUCGAAGCUAUGAGGAGAUGAUCUAUACGUUUUACACUUAGGUUUCAGUCUCUUUAGGAUUUGUUGAUAUCUCUCUGCCCAGGUGGAGGUUUGGGAACACAGUUUUUUGUCCACGGCCAUGUUAUCUAAAGUUGCUGUUGCUCUGCAUCCUAACAACUUCAUCGGGACUUGUCUUGGUGCAAGGUUGAGAUGAUCAGCAAGAGCACAGUGGCCGGAGGUGAUGAAGAAGUGUGACCUAUGAUUUCCUUAGUGUAUCUCCCUGUUGCUGCUGCUGGAUGUUACUUAAGUUUAUAACCCUGUUGUGUCAUAUAUAUAAAUAUAUAGAUAUAUACUUUAUUUAAUCAAAUGAUAUGUAGACUUUCAGUGUUAUUUCUCAUUUCCUCUUGAGAAAACUCAGGAUCAGUACCUAUCGAUGAUUUACUGUAAGCAGUGUGUCUACCAGAGAUGAAAACAGAAUGUGAAAAGGUGUGUGGUGAGGACAAGAAGAGUAUUAUGCUGUAAAAUUAGGCCUUCUCUCCAGAAUCUAUCCCCAAUCUACUUCUGGCUAAGGUAUUAAUAAUCAGAAAGAACCUUUUUAUAUAUAAAUACACACCACAGUCCAGUGUUUGGUGCGGAGGGCUGUAUGUUAAGAUAAAUGAAAUGUAUGGAUGAGGUUUAAGUGAAGGGUCAUUAACAUAACUCAAGGUUUUGUCACAAGACUUGUCAUAUUAGCUAGAUUUAUAAGUAGAUGUAGAUUUAAAACACAGAAAAUGGCUGAUCCAUUUGUUCUUUGGUAAAUUUUGUACUGGUUUUCAUAGCAUACUUACAUGUCUUACAGAAAACAUCUUUGUACAAGCCUGAGUUAUGAUGUCACUGCAACUUUAUACCACCCUGAGUUUUGACAUUAUUACCUCAAACACUAACAAAACAUGGCAGGACAUUACAGUAUAUACGAACAAAGUUCUCUUGCCUUUAUACCACAACCGACGUUGACUCUCAUGGGUUGGCAUGUUUUCAUCUGCCAUUCAAAUUCAAUUUUCUAUGACAUAUGCCAUUAAAUACUAUUUGUACGACAUUACCAUUUUGACAAUAAAAUAAUGAAAGAAACUU